Molecule: messenger RNA, 510 nt
Organism: Rotaria sordida
Lineage: Eukaryota; Metazoa; Rotifera; Eurotatoria; Philodinida; Philodinidae
Source: the annotation of a GenBank genome assembly
AUGGCGUCGCAAACUCGAUCAUGUGCUGUUAAAAAAUGUGAAGUUUCAUCAUGUGCUGUAUGUCAUUGUUGUAAAAAUGAUCUAUGUCUCGAUCAUUUAAAGGAACAUAAAGAUCAGCUUAAUGCUCAAUUAAUUCCACUUGGCGAUCAAAUUAAUACAUUUUUGGAUGAUCUUGAGCAUUUUGAUCCGACUUCUUUAUCUACUUUCAAACAACUUGAACAAUGGCGCAUUUUAGCUCAUGAUACUGUCGAUCAAUUUUACAAACGUAUGAAAUAUGAACUAUUCGAACAACAAAAGAAUAAACCUUUAGAAAAAAUUCAUGCAACACGAAAUAUGUUGGAUCAACUGAUUCAAAAACAAGCGGCGACUCGUGAAAACAUAAAUUCAUUAACGAAUGAUAUUCGAUUGAUUGAACAAGAAGUCAAUGCUCUUCGAAAUAUUCAUAUCAAACUAUGUCCAUUAGUUAUUGAUGAUGAUCUAAUUAUUGCAUCAACUUCUGAGAACCGGUAA